This is a messenger RNA of Monomorium pharaonis (pharaoh ant), 1047 nucleotides long. RefSeq lists its product as uncharacterized. Bases 1 to 1047 code for a protein of 348 amino acids. Gene Ontology annotation, biological process: DNA integration. Gene Ontology annotation, molecular function: nucleic acid binding. The record is from RefSeq and is a predicted model, not a curated record. The transcript has 2 exons. Lineage: Eukaryota; Metazoa; Arthropoda; Insecta; Hymenoptera; Formicidae.
AUGACGAAACGCGAUAAUUUUCCGCUUCCACUGAUCGAAGAUCAGCUGGAUUUAUUGGAAGGAAAAAAAUAUUUUACGAUAUUGGAUCUCAGAGACGGAUUCUUUCACGUGAGAAUGCACGAAGAAUCAAUAAAAUACACCUUGUUUAUCACACCGUUCGGGCAGUACAAGUACUUGAAAAUGCCCUUCGGGUUAAAAAGUGUCCCUCUCAAGUUUCAACGUUAUAUUACGCAAAUAUUCAGAGAACAGAUCAACGCGGGAAAGAUAUUCGUUUACUUAGAUGAUUUUCUGAAUGCCACCAAAACGAUCGAGCAUCACUUCCAAAUAUUAAGCGAAGGUUUUAGAGAGCGUCCCAAAUGCGCACAUCGACCGUUGCGAAUUAUCUCCGAUCGAGGUAGCUGCUUUACGUCUCGAGAGUUCGAGGAAUUUUUGAAAGACGGAAAUAUUAAACAUGUAAAAAUUGCUACCGCCUCACACCAAGCGAAUGGUCAGGUAGAAAGAUACAACCGUACGAUAUUACCGAUGAUAGCGAAAUUAGCCGACGAAAGAAGCACGCAUUGGUAUAAUGUCAUCAAAGAUGUAGAAUUUGCCUGCAACAAUACCACAUCGAAGGCCACGAAUGUAUGUCCAAGUAUGUUACUCUUUGAUCUGCAUCAGCGAGGAAACGCGAUCAAUGGUUUGCGAGACGCAUUCGACGCCAUCGGACAAACGAAACCGCUCCGCGAUUUAACGAAUUUACGAAAGCAAGCUAGCGAGCGAAUUAAGGAAAGCCAGAACGCUAACAAACGCGACUACGAUCGGAAGCAUAAGGCCGCGGAAAAGUACGAGGUAGGAGACAAGGUUAUGAUCCGGAAUUUUAAUAACACGGCCGGAGUUUCGCCAAAAAUGAUACCGCGAUUUAAAGGGCCUUACCAAGUAAGCCGCGUUUUGAGAAACGAUCGUUACGUAAUCAUGGACAUUGAGGGAUUUCAAUUGUCACAAACGCCGUAUCACGGGAUUUGGGAAGCAUCAAACAUGCGAUUGUGGAAACCGGCGCAAACAGAGUAA